Molecule: messenger RNA, 3947 nt
Organism: Formica exsecta
Lineage: Eukaryota; Metazoa; Arthropoda; Insecta; Hymenoptera; Formicidae
Product: leucine-rich repeat and immunoglobulin-like domain-containing nogo receptor-interacting protein 3
Exons: 4
Coding region: 817-3600 (927 amino acids)
Molecular function (GO): protein binding
Source: RefSeq, a predicted model, not a curated record
CUGGGGGAGUCGGCGACGUUGCCGUUUCGCUCAAACCGGCGGUCGCCACGAGGAGAGUCCGCUGCUCCGAUAGAGCCACGACCGGAGCUCCGUUCCACAGUCGCUUUUUGCAUCUGACGCGCGGCGGGUGGAUGCAGCCGGCCACCGGGAGCGCGAUAUAUAUGAACGUGUCAUGUGACACACGGUGACAAGUGGUGCGCGCUACGGCGUUGCUGCACACGACGCCCGACACGAACGGGGACGGUUAUCGAGACGAAUAGAAGGAGAACGAGAAGGCGUGACAAAGAAAAAAAGAAAGAAAGAAAGAGAGAAAGAGAGAGAGAGAGAGGGAGAGAGGGAGAAGGGGUAGGGAAUAAGAGACGAAAGAAAAUAAACCGUUUUUGCGUGUAUAUCCUCCGUGCGUGCGUGCAUACGUGAGAUCACCGGUGUCGGUUUAACGUUGUUGAUGGAUUGAUAUUUCUCUGCGGUUCUCUUGUGGUGCUCCUUGUCCCGGUGCCAAUACGGUACGGUACAGGUGAGCGCAAUUAUGUUACCGGCGCGAUACGACGGCAACAUUAACGGACAACGACACGUUACUAAUACCAUCUUCGAAUCAUCAUUCAUCAUCAGCGUCAAUAUCGUCGUCGUCGGACACGUCAGGAGACUCCUCGACAUACCCGUCGUCGUGAAACACGGUGCCGUUGGAUUCCUCGUGAACGGUUAGGCUCCAAGAGCUCUCUUCUCCUCUUUGUGUUACUAUCCGUCUCGCUUUGUCCUUGGGAGCGAAAUAUUCGGGGUAGUCUGCGGGGAACACGACCGUGAUUCUCGGUCUUAGGAAUGCGGGAGCGGGUGGUGAGGGAAAGCGAUGGUCUGCGCUCGAGGUGGUUGAUCUUUCUGGUCGCGGUGGUAGCAGUGGUACGAGUCACGGGUGCAGCUUCAAACAUACUGUCGUCGGUCACGAACACGUCGUCGCUAUCGUCGUCGGCCACAUCUUUGCAAAUAAAAUGUCCUGGUGGUUGCGAGUGCACAGACAGCAGCAACGGCGGCAUCCUGGUAUGCGUGGAGCGCAGUUUUCUCGGUCUUGGCUUGCCCCGAGACGUCACAAACGUGUUGCUGAAGAAUGUUCAAGCGGCUGCGAUUCCAGUGUCCGCCUUAGAGGCAUCUACCAACUUGCAAAGUCUGGUUUGGACGUCAAGCGGCAUCGAGAGUGUAGAAUCUGGUGUGUUCCGCAUCACCACGCAUCUCGAGCGACUCGACCUAGGUGAUAAUCGGCUGUCCGAGCUGCCAUCGGACGUCUUCCAUCCAUUGCAUCAACUUCAGUACCUGAACCUCACCGGAAACCGGUUAGCCGCGUUGCCGCAGCUGCUGUUUGACGGCCUGAAUUGUCUCCAGGAGAUUCGUCUGGCGGCGAAUCUGCUCUCCGUAUUGCCUUAUCAGGCGUUCGCGCCCGCCAGGGAGCUUAUGCGACUCGAUCUCAGCAGUAACCUAUUGGUUUCGCUGCCGGAUCAUAGCUUUCAACCGAAUCAACAACUGCAGGAGCUACGAUUGGCCGGCAACCGGUUGACCAAGCUGCCAUCUCGGUUAUUCUCCGGCUUGACUCAACUAAAAGUGCUCGAUCUCGCUAAUAAUGAGAUCGACACGCUGCCUCGUGGCCUUUUCAGCGAUCUCAUGACCUUGGAGCACCUCGACCUUAAGAACAAUCCAAUCGCACGUCUCGCCGACACCGCGUUUCAAGGCCUCGCCAAUCUACGAUGGCUUAGCCUGAGUCAUCUGCCGAUCUCAUCGCUGCCUGCGGAGGUCUGGCGACCCAUUAGCAGACUAAGGACUCUCUUGUUAUCCGAGACUAAACUGGAAAACCUCCGGAAUGAGAAUUUGGCGGGUCUGAUCGAGCUCGAGACUCUGGAGAUCAGGAACAGUCCGUUGCGCGAGAUCGGUCGAUUGACUCUUAACGAGACGCCAUCUCUACGUAGAAUCGACUUGCGGAAUAACGAUCUAACUUUCCUACCGGCGAAUGUGGCGAAUCUGCCGCUACUAAAUGAAUUGCAGCUACAGGGCAACCCGUGGGCUUGCGAUUGUCGUAUGUUCUGGUUCGUCAAAUGGGCGGAGAGCAGAACGCAUCUACAAACGGCUUUCCAGAGUGGAUUCAAAUGCGGCCAUAAAGUGGGUGGUACUGUAGACACCCUGCAGACGUUGCGUUACCUCAAGUGUAGUCCACCAAUCCUAGUACGAGCUACCAAUACCCAACAGCAUCUCCUCCUGAGCUCGGUGUUGCUGGAAUGCGAGUUCAUCGGGAAUCCUGCGCCCUCCUUGACCUGGGUCACUCCGAAUGGUCUAGUUUUUCACUGGAUGCCGGACCCGGCCUUUCCCGAUGCCUUCGUCGAGCAUCCGCCUGUACACAGCUGGUUGUCGAAUCAGCCGAUCGUUGACGACGGCCGCAUACGUGUUCUGGAGAACGGUUCUCUCUACAUCACGAUGUUGCUACGGCAAGAUGUGGGCAAGUACAAAUGCACGGCGGUGAAUCCAAUCGCAAACGAGACCAUCUACGUGACAUUGCACAUGGACCCGGUAACCUUGCACAAUAUCAAGAUCUUCAGCAUCCUCGUCGGUGCGGUCAGUACUGCGGCGUUCCUUCUACUCACGCUGUUGGUGCAACUGCUGCGGUACUUAUUAUUGAAAUGCGGAUGUGCCAAGUGGUGCGUGUGCUGUAGACAUGUAGGAGCAACGCCGCGGGCAAAGCAAAUCUACCAAAUGCUCGAUAACAUUGAGCAGUACAAGAGUCAGCAGCUUGAAAGACUGAGGGAGAACUAUACGCAACAGGUGCACAGAAUUAAAGACAACUGCGCUCAGCAAGUGGAAUGGAUCCGCGACAGCUACGAAGGUCAAAUGCAGCAUAUACGGGAUAUACGGGAUUACGGUACCAGCCACCUGACUGCGUUGAGAGAUCAGUAUUAUGAUCAGGUGAAGAGAGUACGAGAUUACUCCACCAGCCAGUUAAACUGGGUGCGCGAGAAUUAUGUCUUCCAACGGAACAAAAUCCGUAAGUUCAGCGCUCAUCAGGUAUUGCGAUUGCGAGAGAGCUACAAGUACCAACAGCAGACGCUAGUCAAAGUGCUGGAGAAUUUGCCGAAUCUGUAUUUCGACAAUUGCCGGAGCGGCUCGUGUGGCAAAAGUAAUUCCAUGGUGUUCGAUCCUAGUAAGGACGAUCUCAGCGCCAUGGAUACGUAUUUCAAGGCGAAAAUUGAUGAUCUAACGGCAGGGAUGAGUCUGGAGGAUGUUAAUAGCGAAUAUUAUACGCCGACUGAGCUAUCGUCGGCCAGUCCAACUGGUCAAAAUAUGAUGGAUGGCAUUCAUAUUAACUACAUCGAAGAGACCGGUCCGCCACCGCCGCCUCCAGGACUCAUCUCGAUGUUAUCUACUUCGACGAUGCUACAAUGUAUUGAUGAGUAUGACAGCAUGUUAUCCGUGUGUAACAACUACGAAAACAGCAACAAGCCAAUUUUUAGAGGCCCAAAUAAUACAGACAUUCUGGCCAAAGAAUCGCGGAAAGAGAUUCCGGAAGUCCUGGGACUUCUAACAUCUAGUAACAGUCUACCUGAUCUUUCACGCGAGACUAAACUCUAGCCGACAGCUCGUUAAAGCAGUCACGAAUGGGUUCCUGCUAUCGUUUAAGUUAUCAGAAACAUAGAGAGAAACUGUUCUCGAAUAAUCGAUAAGAUGGAAUGGAAUGGAGGAAUAAUCGUUACUCUGUUCGAUAAGUGGGAAAUUUGUGUCUUCGAUAUCGAGAAGACUGCUCGAAGCUUCUUCCGGUUUUGAUUGUACGACUAAUUCGAGUAGAGUGUCCUAAAAGACAGUUCGAGAACUCGUGCAUUAGUGCCAAAAAAACGGAAGAUCCUUCUUCUGUCGAGAUCGAGACUGUCGAUUACAACAAGUGUGCGCGAGUGCUAACUUAGAAGAACAAAAAAAAAAAA